This is a messenger RNA of Amoebophrya sp. A120, 1290 nucleotides long. The record is from the annotation of a GenBank genome assembly. Lineage: Eukaryota; Dinophyceae; Syndiniales; Amoebophryaceae.
AGCCUUAUUAAAUCGUGCUCGUGGUAUUCCUGAUUUCGGAGAAAGAACGUGAGUUGUAUAAUCGUAUAAUCGAUGUAAAUGAACACCACGAUCAGUCCACGAUCGUUGUGAAAGAAGGAUGCUGAACGAUGCCCCGAGGACUGGUCGGAGCGAAAGCAGCAGCAGUUUCUCUUCGUUCUCUUCGAAAAAUAACGAGGUCAACUUGCGAAAUCACGCACCGCCGGAUGAAGUGGGGGAACAAGAGACGAGAAGAAAAAAUGUCGUGCAAGACGGUAGUAACUACAACUCUUCCUCGUCUGUCGAGUCAUCGUCGUCGUCAUCGUUUUCUAGACGGGAAAAGAACUCGACGCCGCCGUCUAGCGGGCCUCGUGGAAGAAGUCAGACUAGCACUAGAGGAGCGUCGCCUGCCGAUAUUAAUGCGACUGCAACAAAAUCCCUAAAAGACGACCUGGUCCGCACGAAGACGGGGAAUCUGGUGAGCAAAAACGCGGUGCUGUAUGGGGCCCAAAACAUCGAGCUAAAGGGCACCGGGUGCUACAUCGGAAGCAACGUGACGCUGCGCGGGGAUCUGGCGAUGCUGCGGCUGGGCGAGUAUUGCUUAAUACACGGGGCGGCUCCUCGUGGUGGAUCCACGACAAGAAAUUCUAUUGAGCAGGAAGAUAUUUCGGCGACCAGGAAAACGAAAACCACCGCGUCGACGACGACGACGAUAAUUCGGCCCAGCAGGAAGUUUUUCCAGCACGUUUACGUCGCUUUGAAGAUCGGGGACUUUGUGCGGAUCGGGCCGAACAGCGUCGUGCAAGCGGCGUCCAUCGGGAGCUACGUCAGCGUGGGGCGGAACGUGGUGAUUGGUAACAGGUUAUUCUCCGGAAAGUAUCACCGAUACUCGUUCUUUACGAGGAGAAAUUCCAGUCUGGCAAUGUUGGCAUGGCAAAUCAUCUGCUUCUUGCACCUGAAUGUUCAUCUGCAUGACAAAUGUCAGCUGAGUUAGCCCUUGUCGAUCAAACAUGCAUCAUCACGAUACUUUUCCAACCUGCAUACAGAGCGGUUAUCCACUCGUACUGCGUGAUAGAGGACGACACGGUCAUUCCCGAUAACGAGGUAAUCCCGCCGUUCUCCAUCGUGUCUGGCGCGCCCAUGAAGCUCCGGGCCGAGCUCCGGGAGACGUUCGCAAGCGAGCUGGCGACGACGUUGAAAGAAGAGUAUCAGGGGUUUUUGACGGGUAUGACGACGAAGACAGCGGCGGGGGAGGAAGAUGUGGAUGAACUGGGCGCACGGCCGGAUGGCUAG